This is a messenger RNA of Danio rerio (zebrafish), 942 nucleotides long. The record is from RefSeq and is a predicted model, not a curated record. Lineage: Eukaryota; Metazoa; Chordata; Actinopteri; Cypriniformes; Danionidae.
GAGAGAAGCCCUUCACCUGUACGUCCUGCGAUGCGCGGUUUGCUCAGAAGUGUCAGCUGGUCUAUCACUGCCGCAUGCAUCAUGGAGAAGAGAAGCCGUAUAAAUGUGAAUUCUGUGGAGCAGCUUUUGCCACAUCUAGCAAUCUGAAAAUUCACAUACGGAAGCACAGUGGUGAGAAGCCGUAUGAAUGUGGAGAAUGUGGGAAGCGCUUCACUCAGGCCAGCACUCUAAUGUAUCACAAGCGGCGACACACUGGAGAAAAACCAUACAUCUGUGACACCUGCGGCAUGGCCUUCGCGGUGUCCAGCUCACUCAUCGCACACAACAGGAAACACACGGGUGUGACUCCGUAUAUAUGCUUGGAUUGCGGAAAGCCUUGCCUAACUGCAGGUGAACUUCGGAAACAUAUGGAUGUCCACAAUGGAGCAAGAAAAGUAAUUUGUAAUCUGUGUGGAAUCAUAUUUUCAGACAUAUACAGCUUGAAGAAGCACAGCAUCUUGAAACACAAUGUCGUUCCAGAACUAGAGACGACUCAGACUUCCAAAACCGACCCGACGCAGUGUCCCCUCAACAUCCCGAUUGACCAUCAGGGCCUGAUCGCGCGUGUUCGUUCAGCUCUUGUCGAUUCACAAGACCACGAAAUUCAGAUGGAGCCUCCACUGCCUAUAUUGCCUCCAGAAACGUCUCUCAUCAUCCAGCAGUCGGCAGAGCCUCAGAUGAUCAUCCAACAUGCAGACGGCAGCGAGCCCUCUAUGAUCUUCCAGCACGCAGAGGCAUCUGAAGCUCCAAUGCUCAUCCAGCACGGAGAACCCGGAGAGCAGGUGAGCUACGUGGUGGAGCAGUACGAGAUCCCAGCCACCGCCGAGAUGGAGCACACGCAGAUCGUCAUCGUUCAGACCAUCGAUUAAAUAAAUAAACGUCAGCUUUUACUUCCGUUUUAAA